AUAUAUAUAUAUAUAUAUAUAUCUAUUCUAUUGAAAUACUUGAAGUAUAACCAUUGGUUACAACAUUAGUGAUAUUUAGUCAAAUAAACCCACUAAUUAUUUUGAUUCUUUCUUGUAUUAGUAACAAUAAUAUACUCAGUCACUACAUUAAUAUAUAAAUACUCACAUUUGAAAUAUAUAUAUAUCUUACUUACAUUUCAGUCUGUACUUAUCAGAGACAGUACAGUUAUCAUAGUAAACUUUAACCAUUAUUACAUUAUGUCACGUAAAUCAAUUAAAAAGAGUACAUUAAGUAGUUCUGUACCAUCAUUAAUUGGAAAAGAUUAUGAUUUACAUGAACCAAUUUAUUUUAAAUGUCGUGGAAAAUUAUUUUUACAAAAAACAUUAAAACCUAAUGAAGAAUUUGAUAAAGAAAUAAUGAAAAAAUUAGUUAAUAUUAAGAAAAUAGUACAACCACAAGAACGUAUAAUUUAUCUUACAGAGAAUGGUUUAAGAAUUAAAGCAUAUAAAAAUUCAUCUAAUUUUUAUACACGUAUAUUUUUAAAAUAUGAUCAAAUUGAAACAAUUUACAUAUCCGAAGGAAAAAAAUCUAUACUUGUUUUGGGUAUUAAUAGUAAAGAUAAAAAAAUACGGGCUUAUGAAUGUACAAGAUUUAAAGAUAGAGAUGAAUUCAAGGAGCUAUGUAAUUUACUUGUUCAAGCAUGUGAAAAUAAUGAAAGAAAAUUAAUUCAUCUUAAUCGAAUUGGUACAUUAUCAAUGUCAUCAUUAUAUGAUAGUAUGAAAUCUAAUCGUGGAUCACUUGGUUCAAUUGUUUGGACAUUAUCAGGUGAAAGUGAUAAUGAAUUUCAAAAACAACUAGAAGAUCAUAAAUAUCAAAAUGAUUUAAAAGAAAAUGAAAAUGAUGUUCGUAAAGUUAUAACACAAUAUUCUAAACAAAGUUCAGUAACUAGUAUUAUUUCAUCAAAUCUGAGAAAUGAAAAGGGAACUGUUAACAGUAUGAAUAGUGAAAUUGAGAUAAGUGACUCAGAAGACAGUGAUUCAGUGCACCUUUAUAAUGGAGUAAACAGUGGUUUUAAGGAGGUAACCUAUGAAGAUGAUGAUCAUUAUUAUGCUUCAGAGAUUUACAAAGAGGACGAUUUUAAGGAACCUAUACUUACGCCAAUAUUUCAUGCAGAUGAUGAAACAGCAAAACUAUAUUACAGAACAAGUUAUGAUAGUCAUUCGCUUGAGGAAAAUUAUGAAAAGACAGAUUUGUAUCCACCAUCUGAGUGGCCAGCUGGGGUUACCUUUAUUUGUCCAGAUGCAAAAUCUGGUGCAACUAUCACACAUCUUGGACCCGUUUAUUUAUACUCUGAAAGAUUUGUCGAUGUUAACAGCGAUUGUAUUGAGAAACAGACAGCAACCUAACACUAUAAUUUGAUGAAACAUAAAACGAUUACUUAAUUAUUCGUGUUGUGUUUUGAAAUAUAGCUUUUAAAUUUGGA
Messenger RNA from Schistosoma rodhaini, 1484 nucleotides. The record is from the annotation of a GenBank genome assembly. Lineage: Eukaryota; Metazoa; Platyhelminthes; Trematoda; Strigeidida; Schistosomatidae.